This is a messenger RNA of Ceratina calcarata, 1207 nucleotides long. RefSeq names its product mediator complex subunit 27 (gene MED27). The record is from RefSeq and is a predicted model, not a curated record. Bases 279 to 1157 code for a protein of 292 amino acids. The transcript has 4 exons. Gene Ontology annotation, biological process: regulation of transcription by RNA polymerase II. Lineage: Eukaryota; Metazoa; Arthropoda; Insecta; Hymenoptera; Apidae. Gene Ontology annotation, cellular component: mediator complex. Gene Ontology annotation, molecular function: transcription coactivator activity.
ACGUAUGAGCGAAGAUAAAAUAGACACUUCAUACGUUUUAAAAGUAUUUCAGAUAAUGUAAAUGUUAAUCAUUUAUUCGUUGUAGUCGUAGUUUCGCUACGUUGGAAAACGAUUCGAUAGUAAAAACGAAAAUCUUAAUUUGUACAGUUUAUAUUUUUAUACAUCGAAUGUAACGUAAAUCAAAACAUAACCUGAGACUCAUGUGUCAGUAAAGUUAGGUACUGAGUGUUUCAAAGUGUUUCAAUGUGAAGAUUUUAUCGUGAUCAAAGUGAAUUGCAAUGGAACAACUACAAACCGCACUAACGGCGAUUAAAGUGUUACGUUCGAGCGUCGGCCAGGUGUUCGAUUCACUCGGGAACGGAUUACGAGCCGAACAUGGAGAAGAAAACAAGGAAAAUAAAUAUUUACUAGAGUUACAGGAACUUUUAACAACUGUUAAUGUUAAUUUAAGGGAUGUCGAGCAAGCUGUAGGCAGCUUAAAUCCACCACCAGGUCCAUUUAAUUUAGCAAGCACUACGUAUCUCACUCAGGAAACGACGCAAGAAAGACAAGCAUUAUAUAGCACAUUAGUUAACAGUUACAAAUGGACAGAUAAAGUUCAUGAGUAUAGCAACGUUGCUCAAGUAUUACUUAGUCAAAAUUCUUUAAAGAGAUCCUACAAUACUACUAGCAGAGCUAAAAGAGGAAGGGUCCAAACGAGUAAUCAUAAUGUUCCUCAACAACAAGUUGAUUCUCUAAUAGCCUCAUUUGAUAGACUUUUCAAUGACAUGACAGUAUCCGUAUCUCGUCCGUUUGCAUCAAACGCAGUAUUACACGUUACCUUAGGACAUGUUUUAAAAGGAGUGAUAGCAUUUAAAGGUUUAAUGAUCGAAUGGGUAGUAGUCAAAGGGUACGGGGAAACUAUGGACCUAUGGACAGAAUCUAGGCACAAAGUAUUCAGGAAAGUGACUGAAAAUGCUCACGCCGCUAUGUUACAUUUUUAUUCGCCAGCGUUACCUGAAUUGGCUGUUCGAUCAUUUAUGACUUGGUUUCACAGUCUAAAUAAUUUAUUCAGUGAACCAUGCAAACGUUGUGGGUUACAUCUCCACAGUGCCUCGCCUCCAACGUGGAGAGAUUUUCGUACCUUAGAACCAUAUCAUCAAGAAUGUAAACCAUAAGUUUUCUUAGUAUAAUUUUCAAUAAUAAAUAUAAUUUUUUAUGAAAUAUA